This is a messenger RNA of Phanerochaete carnosa HHB-10118-sp, 4681 nucleotides long. RefSeq lists its product as uncharacterized. The coding region runs from base 1426 to 3153 and encodes 575 amino acids. The record is from RefSeq and is a predicted model, not a curated record. The transcript has a single exon. NCBI's taxonomy places the organism in Eukaryota, Fungi, Basidiomycota, Agaricomycetes, Polyporales, Phanerochaetaceae.
AUGUUCUCAAGGACAUUACCGCCCAAACGCGCUGGGUGUCCGCUUCAAAAGGUUCGCAGCAUGGAUGACUCGAACCAAAGUGUUACCCAAUACAGCGAUAGCUCGCUAAGUAGCCUGUCCUCAUCGCUGUAUUCCCGUUUCAAAGCGACCAGCAACAUAGACGACUUGAACAACUGCAUAACUCUGCAACGCGAUGCACUUGCGCUCCGCCAGCCUGGCCAUCGGAAUAGACUGUCGUCAUUGAGCAAGUUGUCGUUAGCCCUCUAUACUCGAUUCCAGACGUUACACGAUCUAGAGGACCUGCAGGAGUGCAUCACGCAUCAGCGUGAAAUCUUGCGUUUCUGUUCCACGGCCACCCUCUCCAUGCAAGUAUCAGCGCUGAACAAACUAUCGAAAGCUUUGUACGAGCUAUUCGAGGCUCGUGGAGAUCUGCAAGACCUGGAGAGCUCCACUACGCAUAGCAGCCAGUCGCGCUCUCUCGUUGAGCCAGGCGACCCAGCUUGGUGGGCGUCCACAAGGUGUCUGUCGAUCGCCCUCCGUGCGCGAUAUCAGCGUUUAGGGCGGUCUGAGGAUCUGGACAAAUCUGUCAGCUUGCAGCGCGAGCUGCUCGCGUUAUGUCCCCAUAAACACCCCGACGAACUCCAUACCCUCAACGACCUCGCGAUCUUGCUUGAGGCUCGCUUUCGUGCGACCGGUCGUAUGGAAGACCUUGAAGAAUCCAUCAAGCACUCGUCCACGGCAUUGAAGCUGGUCCCUAUUGCCGCUGUUGGUAGCCGUCUACCGCAUCUCAGGAGCCUAUCCUACGCUCUGCUUACACGAUACCACCACGGCAGGAGCGAGGAAGAUCUAAAACGCUGUAUCGAAUUGCAGGAAGAAGCUCUGGAACUGUCCAAUUUUAACUCCGCUACACGCUCCGUUCACUUGAGUGACCUCGCAUUGGGUUGUCAUGCUCUUUCUUCGCAUUUACAAGAACCAGAUCCGUUCCCGCUGCUAACAAAGUGUAUCGAUCUCCAUGAAGAGGCGCUAUCCCUUCGUGCACAAGGCUCCCCCACCCGUCAUACCUCCUUAAUCAACCUUUCAUCCGCUUUACACACACGUUUCCUGCGCAAUGGGGACAAGACAGACGCAGACCGAUGCAUCUCUCUUCAAAUUGAAGCACUUGACCUCUGCUCCGUCGGCCAUCUAGAUCGUACCAAAGUUCUCAACAACCUCGCCGCCAUCAGCUAUGCGCGUUCCCAGAUCUCACAGACGCAACAAGACCUGAUCUCAUGCAUCUCGUACCUGCGCCAGGCACUCGGAGAGUGUCGGGUCGGCCACCCUGAUCGAUUGCCGUGCUCGAGGCUACUUGCUAUUGCCCUCAUCGCCCAUAUCCGAACUGCCGCUGACGAAGUCGCAGCUAAUGCCGGCCAGUACUUGAGCGAGGCCAUGGAUCUCCUUCGCAGGGUUUGUACGUCUGCGGAUGGUCAGCUCUCCCUCCUGCAUCGGCUGAAGACCGCCACUUUCUGGGCGGACGCGGCGUAUACUAGUGCCCAUCCAUAUGCACUAGAGGCGUACCGUACGUCUCUUCAGCUCGCCGAAUGCGCAUUCGUUGCAUAUCCCAUAUGUGAGGUGCGACAUGACUACGUCCUGAAGGAGACGCAAUCGGUGGCGACGGAUGCAGCGUCGUGCGCUAUUGAGAACAAGGACCUGACUAUCGCCGUGGAGAUGCUUGAGCAGGGCCGUGCGCUUCUCUGGUCUCAUUUGCGCAAGCUCAGACCACCUCUGCAUAUGAUCGAGUCCAUUGAUCCUCAUCUGCGCGACGACCUGCUACGAGUUACCCAAGCGCUCCAGGUAUUCGCUUUAUCGUUCGAUGCAAGCACUCAAGAUGAUGACUCUCCGAGAACACCUGGCUCUGCCAUGCUAAUAGACGACGUCGGAGCGCGCUUCAAAGAACAUCGGAAGCUCGUCACAGAGCUUGACACCAUAAUAUCGACCCUCCGCAAGGUACCAGGCAUGGAGCGUUUCUUCCUGGUACCGUCCUAUGACAUGCUCAGGGACGUGACAUCAGAAGGACCGGUCAUCAUCGUCAAUCACAGCAAACAUCAUUCCGACGCACUCAUCCUUCUCCAUGGUGGUUCUCCAACGCGCGUACCGCUUGACCGCGGCUUUUAUCAGAAGGUUCUGGAGAUGACCGAAAGGUUAUGCCAGGCUCAAACGUACCUCGGAAAAAAGCCAAAAAAAUACGAGAAAGAGCUGCGCGAAAUUCUGGCGGACGUGUGGCUCCUGCUUGGUCGUCCUGUUAGGGACGCACUAGUCUCGCUUGGGGUGGAUAAAGGCUCCCGGGUCUGGUGGUGCCCGACUUCUGCCGUUUCGGCCUUACCCCUCCACGCUGCAGGUCCAGAGACAAUCGCCUCAGAGCAAGGGGAAGCGAAACGACGCAAGAGAUACUAUUUCCAGGACUUUUACGUUUCAUCAUACACCCCCACGCUCAGCGCCUUGCUGGAGGCCAGGAAGUACGCGUCAGUUGGGCAAGCAGCAGCCGGGCGAGCGACCCAGCGAAAUCCACCUGACAAGCCGUCUCUACUUGUGAUAGCGCACUCUGGGGGCAACUUGGAACAGGUCCCCAAGGAGGUGGCCAUCAUGCGCGCUAUCCACCGCCGGUUCAAGCGUACGAAGUUUCUGCAAGGUCGGGAUGCGAAGCGUGAGUCGGUGAUGCGCGAGCUACGGGAGCAUCCGUGGGUCCAUAUCGCCUGCCACGGCAGCUUAACACCUGGCGAACCUUUCAAGUCUGCCUUCCGACUGUCAGAGGACGAUCGUCUCACCUUGGCUGAUAUCAUGGGGAGCCGCAUCCCGAACGCCGAAUUUGCCUUCCUGUCCGCGUGUCACACCGCAGAGCAGACGCAAGGGUCAGCGUCCGAAGAGGUGCUCCAGCUUGCUGCAGCCGUGCAGUUUUGCGGUUACAGGAGCGUCAUCGGUACGAUGUGGGCGAUGCAAGACCUCGAUGGGCCGAGCUUGGUUGCCAACGUCUACGAGAGCAUGUUCGCCGAAGCAGGAUACCCUGAUGAGAUGGGCUUCAAAAGGGCUGCGCGUGCGUUGCAUUCGGCGACGAGGCAGAUGAGGAAAGAUGGUGCUAUGCUGGAGCAGUGGGUUAAUUUCGUACAUAUUGGCGCUUAAUUUAUCUUCCAUAGGGCGUGGCACCAGGAAUGUAAAUUCGGAAUAGUGCUAAAAGACGUUGCAUACAUCACAGGCAUGCGGAUACUACAAGGGAGUGAUUGGGGGCCUCCUUCGACGACGGACACUUGCGUGAAGUCCACUGGAGAGAAAUCGCCAUACCGGCCGGACGCCUGGAAGUUCUCCCCGGCCCAACAUGCUCGACCCACCUCCAGACAUCAUCCCACCUCUGCUCGACAUACGCGAGCUCGACCUGUAUCUCGUUCCAGGGAAUCUGCUGAAGCCAGUGGCGUUGUCGAAGGCGCCAGCCCCCGUAAACGUGAGAUAUAUCCAGGUAGGUUUAUUCAGAAGCCCGCCUCCUGCCUCAUGGCCUCACGCAUCGCCCGCCGACCCUCAGGGGAGCUGAUGUCGGCAGACCCAGUCAGGUACUGGGUCACUGGCGCCGCACGUCCGCUGGCGGUGCCAGACGUGCGGAACUGCAUCCCGACUGCAGGCAUGGGGUGUGGAGCGGCUAUUGAAGUCAGCUGCUGGAAUGACGAAAAGGUCUGCCCUUGAGAGCCAGUCAUGUCGGUGACGCGAAAAUCCGGAACGUUGUUGGCCUGUCCGCCGCCGGUGCCGCGGACUCGGGUGUCGCCAGAGUCGAGGUUGCGCUGGCCAGCGGACGGACCCGCGGCACGUAAGUGGGGACCAUCGGAAGGCAUCUCAUGCUGCUGCGGUGGCGACAUCGAGUACAUCAAAGUGCCGUAAAACGGGUAGGAGCCAUUCUGGGGAGGUGUAGUGUCCUGAUGGUUGGCCGCCGAGGAUGCAGGACGGCUUCCUGUGGAGGACAUGGGACACUUGAUACCAGUCAAGGGAGGCGAACGAAGGCCGUUCAUAUUGAAAGUGUAGCUCGCGAGAUGAGGCGAUUGUGGGAACCACGGACCCAUGUAUAAAUCAUAUCCUGGUCGAGCCAGGUCGCAAUUUCUGUCAUUUUGCGUUGAUUUGAACUUCGAAGUAGGAGACGAUGAUGAGGAGCUGACAGUAGUAGCUGCCGUCGCCGUUCGCGCUUGAAGCUCAAACAGUAAGUCGCCCCUCGAGUUGAAGACAGGCUGAGCUAGGUUGUACGUGCCCAUACCCGGGUAGCACGAGUACCACGCCUGCUCGAAAGUCUUGAACUCCUCCAUUGCUUCGGUCAAGUCGACACUGGAGGGAAUUACGCUCCUGAGUAAUGCUUCGGGAUUGAGAGCUAAAGAAGAGCACGUCUCGCCCUCCGUUUUUGACCUGGUGAAUUGCGUCUGGUUGCGCACUGAGCUGGCCUUUAGACCAUUGGCCUCCGAAUGGACAGCGAUGGAAGCCUGCCAGAUGGCGACCGAUGAUGAACUGUGAACGGGUUCUGUCACUGUUGGUCAUCUUAAACAUUAAAGCGCACAUACUGCCAGGCCGAGGAAGUGUUCACGAAGACCUCGAUGCUGACGGUGCCGCCCAGUUUGAUCUCCAUCGUACCGGUGAGAACUUCCAGGUAGUUUUGAGUAAUGCCUACACGGUGAAAUCA